This is a messenger RNA of Anisakis simplex (herring worm), 594 nucleotides long. The record is from the annotation of a GenBank genome assembly. Lineage: Eukaryota; Metazoa; Nematoda; Chromadorea; Rhabditida; Anisakidae.
AUGAACAUAUUGGGAUCGGCACUGACCAUCAACCAUUCUCGGCGAAUGUCAACUCCGAAACAAUACUUCGUUCCCUCACCAGAUGUGGUCACAUCAAUCGUCUUACCAACCAUACUGUUUUGUAUUGUUAUGGUGAUUGCAAUGCUGAUUGGUAUCAACAAAUGUAAACAGUGGGAAUUGGAUAAAAUCGUUGAGAUGCGACGAACCAGACGUGUUGUUCAACGCAUCACGAAUCGAUUGAGGGAGAAAAACUUCCACACUAUUCAACGUGCUCGUAGUAUGCGUCAACGUAAACGUGCGUUGAGUGCUCUGGAUGGCGAUAAUAACCAUAAUAACAACAAUCACGACAACAAUAACUGCAAUCGAAACAGACGAAGUGGUCAAGCGGUGAAUGGCUUAGCACCACCGUUCUACUCAACAAAUCCACCGUUCAAGAGUGGCACAUCACCGCCGCCCAGUUAUGAGGACGCCUUAUUGGAUCAGUAUUACUUGGAAUGUAUACCACCAAAUCUUAAUAGUAGUAAUAACAUUAAUAGUAACAACAAUCGUCUACAGCGUCAUUACGGUUCAACGGAAUGGAAAAUGCAUCGUUAA